Molecule: messenger RNA, 1048 nt
Organism: Rana temporaria (common frog)
Lineage: Eukaryota; Metazoa; Chordata; Amphibia; Anura; Ranidae
Exons: 9
Coding region: 302-1048 (248 amino acids)
Source: RefSeq, a predicted model, not a curated record
GUUCCCGGGACACGUUGGGUGUUGUAAUGAAAAAACGUCUGAUUGCCAGCAGGUGACAUAUCAUCAUCACAGCGCACAGACACUUCUUCCUGCUGCACAGCGACAUUACACAAUCACAGUUAUAAAAUAUGAGAAUUAUUGAUAAGGGGAGGAGUCAUAGAAGAGGAAAACGCAGAGUGACUUCCAGAUCUGUCACUCCGCACACAGCCCCGGAGAGCUGAGACACAGGAGCUGACAAUCUACACCCAGCUGUGCUGCGUACAGUGCCAGAAAUUGAUUCUGAUUUAGUCUUCAGGAAAACAUGUCUGCAGGAUAUCCUGGACCUAUCCAGUCUCAACCACAAUGGCAGAAUGGCUCCACCUUCUCCAAAUCUACCGCUAUGGUGCCACCAGGACUGGAGUGUCUGGCAGAGGUGGAAGAAGUGACGUUAAAGGAUAAAGUUUUUCAGACCAAGAACGGGCAGGAUCUGUUCACUGUACGGCGGGAGUCGGAGUGCUGUGGACCUUCACUGAACCUUCGCCUUCGUAAUCCAUACAAGAGGGACGUGGUUUCCCUGUACCUGAUCUCCGAUGGAGGCUGCUGCGGAGGGCAAACCUAUCUGAAAGUCAGUGCUCAGCCUGCUCACCACAUCGGGAUUGUCAGGAUCCUCACCUCCUCCAGCAAUAUAAAUGUUUCCAUUGAGAGGGGGAACGGAGAGCCGGUGUUCAGCGCCAAGCUGCCCGUAUCUGUGGGCUCCAACAAAGACAGUACUAUUGAGAUACUCGGCAUGGACGGCUCCCAGCCUGUGGCUGUCAUCACCAAAGAGAAGGAAGGGAAGUCUUCUCAGGUCAUCUUCCACUUCCUGCUGAACAUGGAGGCCGCUCUGAAGGCCGUGAUCCUGGCAACUUUCCUCUAUGUGAGUUUCCGCAUACGGGAAAUGUCUCACAGCCACAGCUAUGGUGACAGCGACUUCGGUUGGGCCGAUGCUGGUGGGAUAGACUUUGCUGAUAUGUCUCAUGGGGACUUUGGGGGCAGUGACUGGGGGGGUGGAGGUAAGAAUGACCUUUGA